Laccaria bicolor S238N-H82 is the source of this 1185-nucleotide messenger RNA. RefSeq lists its product as uncharacterized. Lineage: Eukaryota; Fungi; Basidiomycota; Agaricomycetes; Agaricales; Hydnangiaceae. The record is from RefSeq and is a predicted model, not a curated record. The annotation marks the transcript as partial. The transcript is spliced from 4 exons.
AUGUCGGAUUUCUGCCGAGAUGUACUCGCCUUCUCACAUACUUGUGGUCUUCUGCCAGGUUUUAGCUUUGGUUUGGACGGGUGUUGCCAUUUUUCCGAGGAGGUUUUUGAUUAUUAUUAUGUCAGCAAAAUCGUCUUUGCUGUGAACCUCCUCUCGAACCUUGAGCACGGUGCCUACAGCCGCUCUUCCAUGGGCCGAUCACCAAGAAAGCGAAAUGCCUCAAGGUCUCCAGAAGGUGACAGACGUCCUAAGCGACUAUUAACCUCAUCACCAGAGGAGGGCGAGCUCGAUGACACUUCAACACCAUUCGUAGCACCCACAGCGCCUCCACCUUCUCUACCUCCAAAACCUUCCGUUGGAAAAGCGAAGAUACCGUUUCCAUUUAAGAAGAAGAACGAGCCACCGAGGAAUGGGAAUGGGUCAAGCUUGGAUAAAUCACCUUCAGCCGCGAACGACGUUCAUAAAUUGACGUGGGCUCCAGACACGAGGCCAGGUCGUUCAUCUAAGGCUGCUGACCACUGGGAGCCAAGCCGUGGGUUACCUGCUCCCAGAACUCCUCGCACCCCUGAGGCCAAUUUUAGCCCCCCUUCACGCAACUACGAUUUAGACAGACGCGAACGAUCGAGGGACAGAUCAGAAUGGGAUAGAGAUAGAGGCCACCGGGGAUAUCGUGAUGAAGACGAUCCUUGGAAAUAUAACAGGCGCAAUGAGGGCGACUCUGACCGAUAUUACAGGCCGCAGCCGCAGCACAGAGACCACCGCGACUGGACACGUAGAGAUGACGGCUACGAGACAGAUAGACGCCAUUAUGAUCGACCGUACGACCGCCCUCGCGGAAUGGACAGCUACAGGCCUCAAUCACCACAGCCAGAAGCUGUUGUUUCACAACCCCCGCCACCGCCAGCCCAAUCACCUUCUCGUCCUCCUUCACCCGCCCCUUUGCCUCCUCGUCCUCCUUCAGCGGCCGGCCCACGGCCUCCUUCUUCCUCUCCUCCUCCAGCCCCCCCACCAGAUGCUCGUCUCUCAAAAGACUCAAGACUCCCAUCUACACAUCCACAUGUGUCUAUCACAAUCAGCCGUCCCCCAGCACCACGGAAUAUUCAUUCACCUUUAUCCCUUGGGCUACCUCCUAAACCCAAGGAAUCGGUCAAGGACCAAGGGAAGAAGGCACUUGAACCACCCCAA